UGGAGGCAAUACGACUAAAACAAAUUAAUGCGAGAUCCUGCACAGAGGAGGAAACAAAGUAAAAUAUUACAGAAUCCCGCUGGCCGGACAAUGAAGAUAAUUUAGUCAUUGAAUGGGGUAGAAGAAGAAGCGGAGGCCAAUCUCCGCUCACCGCCAUCUUUUGCUUGGACGAAGAAGAAGAAGAAUAGGGUCGUUGGGAAUCAUGAAUCCUGGAGGGAACCUUUGAUAAUUUCAGCUGUGCAUCGUCUUUAUGGGCAUUCCUCCAAAGCAGACAGCUAUCCAACCUUGUGUCUUAAACUUGUCAUUCGUUCAUGGGCCUACGAGACGUGUUGCGUGUGGCCGGCUGGACUGUGCUGCCCAAUAUGGGAAGUUUAGCAGGCUUCUAUGUCAUACAAGCCAACUCAGACGACUUUCAGCUGAAAUUUGACAUUGCCCGUCGGUUUCCCAAGGGCAAUUCACAAGUUGCCAUAUGGACAGCCUUCAACGUUGGAAUGGGAUACUCAGCCUACUUAGUACACCGCGACGGUGGAGGACUGGACGGACAAGCCAGAGUUCCCAUUGCUUUCUACCUGGUCAGUCUAUCCUGCAACUGGGCGUGGCCCGCAUUCUUCUAUGACAGGACCAAGUUUGCCAUUGCACUUCUGGACACUGUAGCGCUAUGCUGUGCCAUUGGAGCAUUGACUGCCAUGUACCGACCAAUCAACACUAUGGCCGCCAUUCUGACUCUCCCGUGUUUGUCCUGGAGUCUGUACGUCACUCUGUUCACCUAUCGCGUCUGGAAACAUGGACACCGCAGGAAGUGGCGCGGCGUAAAAUAAGUGCCCGUCGGAGUAGGUGCUCCUUUACUGCGCCAAUAUAGCCGAUACGUUAUAGUAAUGAAUAAAAUUUUAUUGUAAUCUGC
Molecule: messenger RNA, 901 nt
Organism: Ornithodoros turicata
Lineage: Eukaryota; Metazoa; Arthropoda; Arachnida; Ixodida; Argasidae
Product: translocator protein-like
Exons: 3
Coding region: 312-818 (168 amino acids)
Cellular component (GO): mitochondrial outer membrane
Source: RefSeq, a predicted model, not a curated record